AUGGACGGCCCGGGUGCGCGCGCCGCUGCCGCGGCCCUGCGCGCGGACGCCCUCGUGGACCUCUCGCGCGAGGCGAGCGACGAGGCGGUGCUGGCGGCGCUGGCGGCCUGCGGCGAGGCGUCAGACCUCGCGCCUGGCGGCCGCGGCCCCGAGGCCCUGGCGCUGUGCCUCGCGGCCGGGCGCGGGGACGCGUGCGCGGUGGAGCGGCUCCUGCGCGCCGGCGCGGACGCCGACGCCGCCCCCUGCUUCGGAGGCAUGACCGCACUCAUGUUCGCGGCCCGCUCCGCCCACCCGCAAGCGCUGGAGUUGCUGCUGCUGCGGCCAGACGUGUGCCUGCACGCCACGACGCGCGAGGGCGCCACGGCCCUCUCCCUGUGCCGCGGGGAGGCCACCCGCCGCAUGCUGGCGCACGCGAUCGCCGACCGGAGCGGCGACGGCGGGCGCUACGCCCUGCUGCAGGCGUGCUGCCUCGGCCACGGUUGCUCCCUGCGGGCGCUCCUCGCUGCGAAGGUCGACCCCAACCACGCCGACGAGCGCGGCCGCUCCGCCCUGGCCGUCGCGGCCCUGCGGCGGCACGUGGAGGCCUGCGAGGUCCUGCUCGCCUACGGGGCGGACCCGCGCGGAGUGUCGGCUUUGCAGGCCGCGCCAGACGCGACCAUCCAGACGGUCCUGCGGCUCUACCACGGCGCGCCCUGA
Prorocentrum cordatum is the source of this 696-nucleotide messenger RNA. The record is from the annotation of a GenBank genome assembly. NCBI's taxonomy places the organism in Eukaryota, Dinophyceae, Prorocentrales, Prorocentraceae.